UAGGCAAGUGGUACCUCUGGACCCUCAGAAACUGACUUGACUGAGCAGGAGAUGCAGCAAGUACGAGCAGCUCGUGACCCAUACGGGCUGUUGUUGUUGAGGAGACAUGUCGACCGCCUCGAGUAUAAAGAGUGAGGGAUGCCGUGGCAUGUCUUGUCGAACAUGACGAUCCAGCAGCCCCAGCUCCAACGCCUUCUUCCCACCAGCACCCAGCAGCAGUCCCGCAGACCGCCACGAUGACGCCCUUCCUCACCUACGCGCUCGCUCUGUCGAUGCCCGUCCUCUCCAUGGCCGGGCCUCUUCUCCAGACCAAGCCCCUUCUGGAUGUCCGCCAGGACGAGACUGAGCUCCCGCCUCCGUCUUCCAUCGUCGGCGGCACCACCGCCGUCUCUGGCGAUUUCCCCUUCAUCGUCAGCUUGUCCAGGGGCACCCAGGGCCAUUUCUGCGGUGGUAUUCUGCUGAACGCCAACACCGUCAUCACUGCUGCCCACUGCACUGUUGGCCAGACUGCCUCGAACGUCAAGGUCCGCGCGGGCUCCCUGGCGUGGGCUUCUGGCGGUACCCAAGUUGGAGUCUCUGCCCUCAAGGCCCACCCGUCGUACAACUCGGCCAAGAUCGACUUCGACGUUGCUGUCUGGCACCUGGCCACCCCCAUCGCGACCAGCUCUACCAUCGGCUACGCCACCCUCCCAGCCCAGGGCAACGACCCCGCCUCCGGCACACAACUCACCGUUGCCGGCUGGGGCUUCCUGUCCGAGACCAGCACCGCGCCGCCCGCCACCCUCAGGAAGGUCACCGUCCCCGUCAUCUCGCGCGCCACCUGCCAGUCGCAGUACGGAACCUCCGCCAUCACCACCAACAUGUUCUGCGCGGGCCUCACCGCCGGCGGCAAGGACUCGUGCUCCGGCGACUCUGGCGGCCCCAUCGUCGACUCCUCCAAGACCCUGCUGGGUCUCGUGUCCUGGGGCCAGGGCUGCGCUGAGCCCAACUUCGCCGGUGUCUACACCCGUGUCGGCCAGUUCGUCGACUGGAUCAACACCAACAAGUGGACCUCGUAAAUCUGAGGCUGUCUUGAACGACCUUGC
Molecule: messenger RNA, 1085 nt
Organism: Diaporthe batatas
Lineage: Eukaryota; Fungi; Ascomycota; Sordariomycetes; Diaporthales; Diaporthaceae
Exons: 3
Coding region: 237-1058 (273 amino acids)
Biological process (GO): proteolysis
Molecular function (GO): serine-type endopeptidase activity
Source: RefSeq, a predicted model, not a curated record